This is a messenger RNA of Rhinichthys klamathensis goyatoka, 966 nucleotides long. Its product is annotated as protein B4. The transcript is spliced from 5 exons. The coding region runs from base 80 to 877 and encodes 265 amino acids. The record is from RefSeq and is a predicted model, not a curated record. Gene Ontology annotation, molecular function: DNA binding; structural constituent of chromatin. Gene Ontology annotation, cellular component: nucleosome. NCBI's taxonomy places the organism in Eukaryota, Metazoa, Chordata, Actinopteri, Cypriniformes, Leuciscidae. Gene Ontology annotation, biological process: nucleosome assembly.
CACACACAAGCUGGUUGGAUUCAUGCUGGAGUGAAUUGAGUGGGUUUUUAACUUUAUUGAUCUUUAAUUGGAUUUUGAAAUGCCUCCUAAAAAAGUUUCUGCAGCGCCAACUGCCACAAUCCCAAAGGAUUCUGAGAAUGAAACUAGUGACACAAAACCAGAUGCUCCCGAAAGCUCGAGCACUAAGGCCACUGGACGCAAGGUUUCUCCGCACCCAUCCACCAUGGAGAUGGUGAAAGAAGCUCUGAAAGAGUUGGACUCCAGAAAGGGUAUUUCAGCUCAAGCAAUCCGUAGCUACAUCAAGGAGAAGUACAAGACCGUGGAUGAGACCCGGCUGAAGUUUAUGGUGCGGAAAGCCCUGAACAAAGGCAUCGAGACUGGUGUGUUUGUGAGACCUGCGAAUUCUGGGGCAACGACGACAGGUGCUCAAGGGCGCUUUCGGAUUGCUGCCAAGACCAAAGCAAAGGAGGCGAAGGUGCAGUCAAAGGAAAACGCUGAUCCAAAUGUGCAGAAAGCAUCCAAACCUAAGAAAGCCAAGGCAACUAAAGCCAAGGGUGAAGGGACAAGCAAGGAAAAGAAGUCCACAAAGAAAAAGGAAGCCACAGAUGAUGCGAAGCCUAAGACGCCUGAGAGCGAUGCCACUGCCUCAAAGGUGGCCCCUGCUAAGAAGCCAAAGGUGAAGAAUGCUGCAGGGGAGGGUGGACCGGAGCCCAAACCCAAAGCUAAAAGAGCCUCUAAAGCAUCAAAAGAAGGAGCUGAGGAACCAGCCGCUAAGAAAGGAGGAAAGAGAACUGCAGCAAAGGCAGAAGAGGGUGAAUCUGGAGAGAAAGGUGCUGUAGCCGCUGCAAAAGCCCCGGGGAAACGAGGAAAAAAGUGAUGCGCGACCUUUUUACUGUUUUUACUCAUUGUGUAGUGACUUUUAUUCAAGCACUUGUAUACCAAAUAAAGCUUUUUACAUAUGUUCAA